AUGAGCAAUGAUCUUCUUUUUGUGCAAUAUAAUGGACAAUGGAUGAAUGAAGUCAAUUAUCAAGGAUAUGAAGUUUGUGGUAUCUUUCAUAAAGAGAAUGAAAGUUUUGAUGAUUUAUUAAAAGCUGUGGAAAAAGUGGUAGAAGAUGUUCCAUCUGAUGCAAGAUUGGUAAUAAAGUAUCAAAUAAAGGAAGGGUACAAACCGAUAAAGAUAGGCAACGAGACGAUCCUACGGUUUUGGUUUUACAAAGAGCUGAAAAAAAAAAGAAACAGAUUACACGAAACUGCCGCUUUGUGUAUCAUUGGAGCCAAAGAAGUGCCUUUCCAUUACCAGCAUGCCUUAAAAGAAGAACUGCAAGUGAAGUGUUUGGGGAAUGUUCAAAAAGAUGUUCAAAAAAUCUUGUUGAAAUAG
This is a messenger RNA of Striga asiatica, 411 nucleotides long. NCBI's taxonomy places the organism in Eukaryota, Viridiplantae, Streptophyta, Magnoliopsida, Lamiales, Orobanchaceae. The record is from the annotation of a GenBank genome assembly.